Molecule: messenger RNA, 622 nt
Organism: Gossypium arboreum
Lineage: Eukaryota; Viridiplantae; Streptophyta; Magnoliopsida; Malvales; Malvaceae
Product: 60S ribosomal protein L44
Exons: 4
Coding region: 144-461 (105 amino acids)
Biological process (GO): translation
Cellular component (GO): ribosome; cytosolic large ribosomal subunit
Molecular function (GO): structural constituent of ribosome
Source: RefSeq, a predicted model, not a curated record
GUUAUUUUUUUUAAGCCCAAAACCCAACCCUAAGAAGGGAGCCAUUUAAAAACCCCAGUUAGGUUAAAAUCAUCAAUUGGCUGCUUCCUACUUCACCAUUUACACCGAAAAAGAGCUUGGGUCAUCUCUCACCAGCCGCAACCAUGGUGAACGUACCUAAGACGAAGAAGACUUAUUGCAAGAGCAAGGAGUGCAGGAAGCACACUUUGCACAAGGUUACACAGUAUAAGAAGGGUAAGGAUAGUUUGGCUGCUCAAGGGAAGCGACGUUACGAUCGCAAACAAUCAGGUUAUGGUGGUCAGACCAAACCAGUCUUCCACAAGAAGGCAAAGACCACCAAGAAGAUUGUGCUACGGCUGCAAUGCCAGGGUUGCAAGCAUGUCUCACAGCAUCCGAUCAAGAGGUGCAAGCACUUUGAAAUUGGUGGAGACAAGAAGGGGAAAGGAACAUCUCUUUUCUAGAUGUGAUGAUAUUCAUGUCAAAUUUUAUGUUAUGGGUUUUUACUUGGAACUUCAGGCAGAAUGGAGUUUUGUUAAGUUUGAUAUUAGUAUUCUAAUGUUGUUUUUAAGAGGAUAUUGUGCUUUUUAAGGUUAAUGGCAUCGGUCACACUCAUUGAUAGCAA